ACACGGACGUAAACUGCUGAGAUUCGCGUAUUUUCUCGUCAGUCAACUCACCACGGCAGCGAAGCAGUACUAAUAUGUUUUCUCGUGCUAUACACUACACACAGUGCUAUGAUGUAUAAAUAUAUACGCAGACGAGUCUGAGAGGCUGCUAAAACACAUCCACGCGAGCGCGACACAGAAAACUUUUUUCUUGCGUCUUGUUCUCGGCCGCCCGACGCGGGGACUGUUUUGUUGCAACGAAAUAGGAGGUUGAAAAAAUAACGAGGGUAGACUGGCUCUGGCACGUCCAACCGAGAGAGACAUCAGAUCUUUCCAAAACAACGGAGACGUCAGGGAAUCAUUGUCAGCCCAGCUGACGUAAAUCAUUACGGAAGAAUGUAUCGCUCGUGCGGACUGUUACUCGUACUCCUGCAUAUUGGGCACGAUGCUUCUGCAACCACAACAAAAGGCUUAGAUAAGCUUUUGGAACUUGGAACAGAGUUUUUGCAUACUGGUCGUUAUCAGGAUGCCUUGUCGUACUUUCACGAAGCCGUUGAGGCUGACCCCAAGAAUUAUAUGACGUACUUUAAGAGGGGCACAGUGUAUUUAGCAUUGGGAAAAGCUAAGCAGGCUUUGACAGACUUUGAUAAAGUAUUGGACUUGAAACCAGACUUCACAGCUGCUAGACUUCAGAGAGGUACGGUUCACCUUAAGAAUGGAGAUCUUGCCAUAGCAGAAGAAGAUUUUACUCAAGUUCUUAUGUUAUUACCUGGUCAUGAGGAUGCCUCCAAUGCUUAUUCUAAGUUAGCAUUAGCUAGAGAUUUAAUAAGUAACGCAGAAGCAUAUUAUUCACAUGGAGAUUAUGAAUCUGCUGUUGCACAUUUGUCAAGUGCCAUUGAAAUUUGUUCUUGGUCACCUCAUCUUAGGAAUUUAAGGGCAAGAUGUAGAAUACAAUUAAAUGACGCUGCUGCUGCAGUAUCUGAUCUGAGAUCUGUUGCGAGGCUCACAUCAGAUAACACAGACGCAUAUUAUGAACUUUCAACUUUACUCUAUCAGCUUGGUCUGGUCCAAGACUCUCUAAAAGAAGUCAGAGAAUGCUUGAAACUAGAUCCAGAACACGAGACCUGUUUUCCUUUUUAUAAGAAAACUAAAAAAGUAGCUAAGUUAAUUGAAGAUGCGGAGAAUGCACAUGAAUCUGGAGAUGCAGAGACUUGUAUAGAUAAAGCAAAUAAAGUUCUUAAAUUAGAAACUGAUGUAGUGAAUAUAAGGGUAACAGCGUUAGAGUUACUAUGUAAAAGUCACACUGCCAAUUCUGAUACUGAGCUUGCAAUCAAAUAUUGUCGCGAAACUGUAGAUAUUCAUAAAGAUGCAGAUAGAUUAUGUCUUUUGGCAGAGGCUUAUCUAUUAGGAGAUGAAUACGACGAUGCUAUUCGAACUUUCAAGUCAGCUUUAGACUUGGAUCAAAAUAAUCAAAAAGCGAAGCAGGGUCUGCAAAAGGCUCAGCAACGACAAAAGCAAUCGGAACGUCGAGAUUACUACAAAAUCUUGGGAGUUCCACGUAACGCGAAAAAGCAACAAAUAGUCAAAGCUUACAGGAAAGCAGCACAAAAGUGGCAUCCCGACAAUUUCCCCGAUGAAGACGAAAAGAAACGGGCCGAGAAAAAAUUCAUUGACAUCGCAGCUGCAAAGGAAGUACUAACAGAUGAAGAGAAAAGGGCGAAAUUCGACAGAGGCGAAGAUCCAUUAGACCCCGAGAGCGGUAAACAUCAAGGUGGCUUCAAUCCCUUCCAAGAGUUCCACCACUUCCAUCAAGGCAGUGCCGGUGGUGGUCCCUUCCAUUUCAAAUUCAACUUCAACUAAGUGUCUUUCUUAACAUUUCUACUGGGUAUUCUCAUCGAUUAGAUAGCACGCGAUGUCAAAUUUACGGAAUAAUACAAGUCCCGUGCUAACCGAAGAGAUAUACCGAAACAAGAAAGAUCACGCAUUUACACAACUUUUUUAAUUCAAGUCACUGCAAUUUUAGUCAAGCAGUUGCAUUUAUGCGACAAAACUUUAUUUAGGUCGAAUCUAACAAUCAGCUAUUCGACGAAUGUGUCAGUAGUUCCGUUCUGGUUAACGACGAAUGUGACGCGACGCGUGUGUACACUUAUCACCGGUAAAAUACGCGACUAGUCGAAAAUUCGUCUCCCUAUAAGUUCCAAAGACAAACUUUUUUUAAACGAUUAUUUUUCUCGCUAUGUCGAUUAAUUGUGUGAAAAAAAAACUUCCGAAAUAGACGCAACGAGACAUUUCCACACGUGAUUUUAGAGGACUGAUGUGUCGUAUCUCAUUCUAUCAUCUGUAAAAAAGCCCCCAUAAAGCGAUUGAAUCGUUGUAUGAGCUGUUGUAUCAUCGGGUAUAGGUAAGAAAAGAAGAAGAAACGCUGUUCUUUGCCUUUUAGAAAAUACAAUUAUCAUAGACUUAAUUUUUGUACCGAUAUCCGAUGCUCCUUUGAAUAUUGAGUAGUAUUUUGUUUGUCGUGGUAUGAUUGUGCGAUUGUGCGAGAGAUAUAAAUACUAAUAAUGUCACGAAAAAAAAAAUUGUUUUGUAAAUAUUAUCCUUGUAAUCGGUCCAUGAUCUUGGACAAUUGUUUAAGAAUAUAUUAUAUAUUUCAAUUAUUUAUACGAAAAAAGUC
This is a messenger RNA of Trichogramma pretiosum, 2653 nucleotides long. It is a transcript of the gene P58IPK, whose product is annotated as dnaJ homolog subfamily C member 3. The record is from RefSeq and is a predicted model, not a curated record. The coding region runs from base 376 to 1839 and encodes 487 amino acids. Gene Ontology annotation, molecular function: protein-folding chaperone binding; misfolded protein binding. Lineage: Eukaryota; Metazoa; Arthropoda; Insecta; Hymenoptera; Trichogrammatidae. Gene Ontology annotation, cellular component: endoplasmic reticulum. The transcript has 6 exons. Gene Ontology annotation, biological process: protein folding in endoplasmic reticulum.